CGGGCGCGGCGCUCCGGGCCGGGCGCGGCACCAUGCGCGGCGGGGGCUGGCGGCGCCUCGGCACCGCCCUGCUGGCCCUGGGAGCUGGGGCCUGGUUCCGAGCCGGUCCUGGACAGCUCCGAGCGUUCUUCCUGCACACGGAGCACGAGCAGCGGAGGGCGCACACGGUGCUGCAAGCCGACAUGAAGGUGGAGCUGCUGCCAGCCCUCACAGACAACUACAUGUACCUGCUGAUCGAUGAGGAGAGCAGGGAGGCUGCCAUCGUUGACCCUGUGCAGCCCCAGAAGGUGCUGGAUGCAGUCAAGAAGCACGGUGUGAAGCUGACCACUGUCCUCACCACUCACCAUCACUGGGACCACGCGGGAGGCAACGAGAAGCUGGCGAAGCUGGAGGCAGGGCUGCGGGUGUACGGAGGGGACAGCAGGGUGGGAGCACUGACACAGAAGGUGUCCCACCUCACCUCACUCAAGGUGGGCUCCCUUCAGGUGAAAUGCCUCAGCACACCGUGUCACACAUCUGGGCACAUCUGCUACUAUGUGACUAAGCCAAACAGCUCUGAGCCACCUGCAGUGUUCACAGGGGACACCCUGUUUGUGGCUGGCUGUGGGAAGUUCUUCGAGGGGACCCCAGAGGAGAUGUACAGAGCACUGAUUGAGGUGCUGGGCAGCCUGGACCCCCGGACGAGGGUUUACUGUGGCCAUGAGUACACCAUCAACAACCUCAAGUUUGCUCGGCACGUGGAGCCCCAGAACGCUGCUGUCCAGGAGAAGCUUGCUUGGGCCAAGGCCAAGUAUGACAGUGGGGAGCCAACCAUUCCCUCCACCAUCGCAGAGGAGUUCACCUACAACCCCUUCAUGAGAGUGAGGGAGAAGACGGUGCAGGAGCACGCGGGGGAGAGCGACCCCGUCCGGACCAUGGGAGCCAUCCGCAAGGAGAAGGACAACUUCCGAGUGCCCAAGGACUGAGCGCCCUGCCUGGCUCUCUCCUGCCCCGCAGCUCCCCGUAGGCUCCUCAGAUGUCUCGGCAGCCCAACCUCCUGGCCUGGCCGAGGCAGUUCAGUCCUCCUUAGGUUUUGGUGUUCAUGCAGGAUAAAUCCCAAAGCACUUUGCCCUCCUUGGGCUCCCCCCAGCAUAUUU
This is a messenger RNA of Dryobates pubescens (Downy woodpecker), 1136 nucleotides long. It is a transcript of the gene HAGH, whose product is annotated as hydroxyacylglutathione hydrolase. The record is from RefSeq and is a predicted model, not a curated record. Gene Ontology annotation, molecular function: hydroxyacylglutathione hydrolase activity. Gene Ontology annotation, cellular component: mitochondrion. Bases 33 to 965 code for a protein of 310 amino acids. The transcript has 9 exons. Lineage: Eukaryota; Metazoa; Chordata; Aves; Piciformes; Picidae. Gene Ontology annotation, biological process: glutathione metabolic process.